Molecule: messenger RNA, 1284 nt
Organism: Triticum turgidum subsp. durum (durum wheat)
Lineage: Eukaryota; Viridiplantae; Streptophyta; Magnoliopsida; Poales; Poaceae
Source: the annotation of a GenBank genome assembly
AUGGCCGACUGCAUCAGCACCCUCCCCGACGACCUUCUCCACCACGUGCUUUCCUUCCUCCCCGCGCACGAUGCGGUGCGGACCUGCAGGCUCGCGCGGCGCUGGCGCCACCUCUGGAAAUCCGCCCGGGCCCUGCGCGUCACCGGCAAGGGAUGCACCAACGAGUGGUUCGUCAACUUCGUGGAUAGCCUGCUCCUCCUCCGCGACCCCAGCGAGCGACUGGACUCGUUCGAGCUCGACCUCAACUACGGCGACGACUUCGAUUCCAAGGACUUCGACUUCGAUUCGAAGGUGUUCCUGCCCGUGCCCGCUAACGAGGAGGACGUGAACAGGUGGUUCCGGCUCGUCCUGCUGUGCAGACCCCGGGUGCUGCUGGCGUUGCGUACCGACUAUCGUCUAAGCCUUGCCAAUGUCCCUCUCAUAUCCCAGCACCUCACAAGACUGGAACUUCGGAGGUUGUACGUGCACAGCAGCACGCUCGAUUUCUCGGGCUGUCCUGCGCUGCUUCGUCUCAGGAUGGAGGAUUGCACCAUUUGCGGGAAUAUCUCUUCUCCAUUCCUGAAGCAUCUCAGCACUAUCUACUCUUCUUUCCGGGCAGGCGCCUUCCGCGCCCGGGUCUAUUUGCCCAACCUUGUUUCCCUCGAGCUAGACGGUUUUUACGGUAGGACGCCGGUACCGAUUGAAAGCAUGUCACUGUUAACUUCGGCAAUUGUUAGAAUCAAUACAUGUCUUGAUUGUUGUCGUAAGAAUGACUAUGGAGGUUGCGAUGAUCGUCAAUGUCAUGGAUGUUAUGAAUCUGAAAGUGGUGCUCACGAUAGGCGUGGCGAGUCUGUGCUUUUGAAAGGAUUAUCACAAGUUGCCUCGUUGGAGUUGUGGGUUCAUCCUCAAGUGGUAUGCAUGCUUGCUUGCACUUGCUUCUUCGGUUUGUGGGACUUGAAAUUGUGCCCAACAUUCAGCAAGUUAAAGACUUUGUUGCUCAGCAAUUGGUGCCCUGGCAUUGCUGGUGACCUCAAUAUAUUAAAUUGCUUCCUCAAACAUUCACCAAUUUUGGAGAAGCUCACUAUCCAGCUUUCUGAGGAACCUAAAGUUCCGGUGAAAAUACAAAGAAGUUACACUCCAUCAAAGCAAUCAUUUGCAUUCACCCAUCUGAAGAUCGUCGAGAUCAAAUGUGACAAAGUUGAUGGGUGGGCUCACAAGGUUUUGGACAUCUUGAGUACCUUCAACAUACCACUCGAGAAAGUUACAAUCCAGCGAGGAAAUAAAAACUUCUGGAUCUUAAUGUGA